AUGGGCAAAGGCGGCACCCGGUUCGAUGGCGAGGCAGUGGCCGUCAGAGGGAAAGCCAAGGGCUACACCGGCAAGGACAUGAAGAAGGCGCGUUGCCUGGCAGCCCUAAGCCGCGCCGCACGGGACAUGGAGACCUUCCUGGCCACGGGGGUUCACCCAGAGGUGGAACGGGCGCGCAAGGCGCAGCAGGACAUCAUCCCUCCGCUGCCCGAGCGCUCCACGCAGCGCCAGCACGUCUUCCUCACCAUCACAGUCAACAACCAGCCCAAAGGCCGCAUGGUGAUUGAGCUGUUUGACGACAUUGCGCCCGUGGCGGUCCAGCACUUUAAGAACCGCUGCUCGGAGGGCGCCAGCGACACCUUCAAGGGCACCGCCAUCCACCGCGUGGUGAAGGACAUGGCUGCCUUUGGGGGCAAGUCCAAGAGCUACCGGGAGGGGGUGCACAUGAAGCGGUACACAGAGAUGCGGCACAGCGAGGAGGGUCUGGCCUCCAUCUCGCUGCAGGGGGAUGAGUUCUGCAUCACUGUGGGGCGGGCGCUCAUGCUGGAUGAGACGCAUCAGGUGGUGGGCCGCCUGUGUGCGGGCCGCGAGCUGCUGCCGAUGCUCAACGCAAUGCAGACAGACGUCAACGAUGCGCCGGUGCAUCAUGGCUCGCUGGAGGAUUUUGAUGAGUCUGGGGCGGGCAGCGGCGGCAACAAGAAGGAGACUGCGGAGGAGGCGGCGGCGCGGGUGAAGCUGGAGGCAGCCAAGGCGCGGGAGUCUGUCAGGCAAGCGCUGCAGACGGGGCUGGAGGCCAGCGGCAGCAAGCGCAAGCAGCCCGAGGGCGCGGCGGCGGCGGCGGGCGGCGGCAGGCCCACGGCCAAGAAGGGAAUGCUGAACAGCAUGCUGGGAGACCUGAGCAGCAGCGAGGAGGAGGAGGAGGAGUAG
Molecule: messenger RNA, 927 nt
Organism: Chlorella variabilis
Lineage: Eukaryota; Viridiplantae; Chlorophyta; Trebouxiophyceae; Chlorellales; Chlorellaceae
Exons: 8
Coding region: 1-927 (308 amino acids)
Biological process (GO): protein peptidyl-prolyl isomerization
Molecular function (GO): peptidyl-prolyl cis-trans isomerase activity
Source: RefSeq, a predicted model, not a curated record